This is a messenger RNA of Eurytemora carolleeae, 2153 nucleotides long. RefSeq names its product asparagine--tRNA ligase, cytoplasmic (gene AsnRS). The record is from RefSeq and is a predicted model, not a curated record. NCBI's taxonomy places the organism in Eukaryota, Metazoa, Arthropoda, Copepoda, Calanoida, Temoridae. The coding region runs from base 322 to 2142 and encodes 606 amino acids. Gene Ontology annotation, molecular function: asparagine-tRNA ligase activity; ATP binding; nucleic acid binding. Gene Ontology annotation, biological process: asparaginyl-tRNA aminoacylation. The transcript has 25 exons. Gene Ontology annotation, cellular component: cytoplasm.
AACAAAACUGAAACUCCGGCGUGUCAGAAAACUGGCAAGAAAAUUAUAAAACCUGUUUUUGUGAGUCUCAGUCAAAUUCAAUGGAUCCUGAUAGCAGCGGGAUACAGUGGUGUGAAGGUAGAAUUAGAUAAAGGUUUCGAGCUGGGUGAAUCUGAUCUAACUCCAGAAUUCAAGAAGAAAUUUCCGUUGGGAAAGGUCCCUGCUGUUGAACUAAGUGAUGGUAAGCUGUUAAGUGAGAGCAACAGUACAGCUUACUUUUUAGCUUCAUCUCAACUCAAAGGGGGAGAUGAUUCUUUACUACAAUCACAGGUGCUCUCCUGGAUGUUCACUGCUGAGACAGAGUUGACCCCUGCCGUCUGUAGCUGGAUCUUCCCGCUCAUGGGGAUCCUUCCUUCUUCACCCCAGCAGGCUAGAGGAGAGAAGGAUACUCUUAAAUUUGUGGAAAUGCUCAACCAGCAUCUUAAAUCCAAGACCUGGAUGGUUGGUGAGAGGUUGACUCUAGCGGAUAUAUGCUUGGCGGCCAUUUUCUUUAUCGUAGCUAAACAUAGAACGUUUGCGCAGAAAUCGCCUCAUUUCCAUCGUUGGUAUACAACGGUCACCGGGCAAAAGAUAGUGAAAGAGGUCUUAACCAAAUAUCCAGGUCUGGAAGUAUGUCAUGAGAAGGAUGUCAGCAAGGGUGCUGAGGUGCUUGAGGUUAAAAGUAUGGCUGAGUCUGGAGAACAGAAGGAUCUUGUGGAGAAGAUGGAUUCCGUCAAGAUAGAGGAUGGAGUGUAUACUAGUGAAGUGAGGGGAAGUGAUGAGUCUGGGGAAGGAACAUACAAAGUUCCAUUCAAAACUGUCAUGAAGGCAAUGUUACAUGUUGGCAAGGAACCGUUCCCAAUGAUCUACGUGGAUCCGAAACCUGAUUCUGAAGCUGCCAAGUCUGGGGCUAAGUACGAACCAAUUGCCAAGGCUCAGCUCAAGAAAAUAACUAAGCUAUGGCAGCAAGAGGUUAGGAAGGCGGAAGCUAGAGCCAAGGCGGAUAAGGAGGCGGAAGAAGCCAGGCUAAAGAGGGCGGAGGAAGCCAAGAAAAUUACAAUUAAGUCAGAUCCGUCUCUUCCUGAAGCUAAAGCGAUGAAGAUCAGAGAUUGUAAGGAUAACAGGAUGAAGAGAGUACAACUUUCAGGAUGGGUUCACAGAUUAAGAACCCAAGGAAAGGCUUUAAUGUUCCUGACACUGCGGGAUGGAACAGAUUACAUCCAGUGUGUUCUACACGGAGACAUGUGUCAAACAUACGACGCUGUUAUGCUCUCCACAGAGUCCACUGUCCGUAUUUUUGGAGUAGUUGAACCCGUGCCUGAGGGAAAAACCGCACCUGGCGGUCAUGAGCUUAAAGCUGAUUACUGGGAGCUGAUUGGUAGCGCUCCUAGCGGUGGCGCAGAGGCCCUUCUGAACACUGAGAGUCAUCCUGACGUACAACUUGACAACCGACACAUCAUGAUCAGGGGAGAAAACUCCAGUAAGAUACUGAAGAUGAGAUCUGUCAUUACACAGGCGUUCCGAGAACAUUUCUUUUCUCGUGGAUACUUUGAGGUGACUCCGCCCACUCUGGUCCAGUGUCAGGUUGAGGGAGGAUCUACUUUAUUCCAUCUUGAUUACUUCGGUGAGGAAGCUUACUUGACCCAGUCCUCCCAGCUCUACCUAGAGACAGUUUGUCCAGCCAUGGGAGAUGUGUUCUGUAUAGCGCAGUCGUAUCGGGCGGAGAAAUCCCGAACUCGGCGGCACGUGGCGGAGUAUACGCAUAUGGAGGCGGAGUGUCCCUUUAUCAACUUCGACCAACUCCUCGACAAACUCGAGGAUCUUGUCUGCGACACUGUCGACAGGGUUCUUAAGCAUCCUCUCGGAUACAUGGUUCAUGAGCUCAACCCUAACUUUAAAGCUCCAAAGAGACCUUUCAGAAGGAUGUCAUAUGAGGACGCUAUAGCUUGGCUAAAGGAGAACAAUUACAAGAAGGAGGACGGAACCUUUUACGAGAUCGGAGAGGACAUCCCAGAGGCCCCUGAGAGGUUUAUGACGGACACCCUGAAUGAACCAAUUAUGUUGACAAGAUUCCCGGCCCAUAUUAAGGCCUUCUACAUGCAGAAGUGCAAGGAUGACAGGUAAGGAAAAGGGAA